UCUUCUUCCUCCGUCGGUUCUCACAUCAGAUCGAUCUGCUCGCCUUCGUACUCCAAUUCGCGCCAUCUCCAUAGCUUCACGAAACGCUAGGUCUUCUCAGCAUAGGAGAUGGAGGGAGUUGGAGGCGAAGCUGCUUCUAUGGCAUCACCUGUGCAACAGCAGGCGCAUGAGGCAUGGAGGUUGUAUCAGUAUUACUUAGACAAAACUACUCCUUACGCAGUCUACAGGUGGAUCGGGACUCUUGUGAUAGCGGCCAUUUACUGUUUGAGGGUUUACUAUGUUCAAGGGUUCUACAUUAUUUCCUAUGCGCUGGGAAUCUAUAUUCUCAAUCUGCUGAUUGGAUUUUUAUCGCCACUUGUUGAUCCCGAGCUUGAACCUUCGGAUGGUCCCUUGCUGCCAACAAAAGGCUCAGAUGACUUCAAGCCGUUUAUCCGUCGCCUUCCAGAGUUCAAGUUCUGGUACUCCAUGACCAAAGCAUUCUGCAUAGCAUUUGUCAUGACAUUCUUCUCCUUCUUCGACGUCCCAGUCUUCUGGCCUAUUCUACUCUGCUACUGGAUCGUUCUGUUCGUUCUGACAAUGAGGCGUCAAAUCACUCACAUGAUCAAAUACAAAUACAUCCCAUUCAGCUUAGGAAAACAAAAAUAUGGAGGUAAAAAGUCCUCAGGAAGUGGCCGCAGCAGCGGUAGCCGUGCAGACUAAAGCAUAUAUGCAGCAGUAUUGACGGUCCGCAGCUCUGUAUUACAGAAGAGAGUCUAGAAACUCGGAAACAGUUGUGUAUCUGACGCUAGGGUAAAGCUCCGUACCAUUCACUCCGCCUGAAGACUCGAUGUCGAAGUAGGUGUGAUCUCCUUUGACAAAGACCGAAUAUAUGAACACGUGAUCCAUGUUUUCCGGAUAUGGCGUUCCUGCAUUAGGGGGAAACAAAGAUUUGUGAGUUCAUUUCUUUCUGGCAAAUCUGACAGUUUGAAAGUGUGUUAAAAUGUUAUAUAAGGAGACCUUUGAUAAUCGCCAGAAGUUUGUCUUCAGGAA
Messenger RNA from Tarenaya hassleriana, 1029 nucleotides. RefSeq names its product protein RER1A-like. Lineage: Eukaryota; Viridiplantae; Streptophyta; Magnoliopsida; Brassicales; Cleomaceae. The record is from RefSeq and is a predicted model, not a curated record. Gene Ontology annotation, biological process: protein retention in ER lumen; retrograde vesicle-mediated transport, Golgi to endoplasmic reticulum. The transcript is spliced from 5 exons. Gene Ontology annotation, cellular component: Golgi membrane. Bases 109 to 699 code for a protein of 196 amino acids.